Molecule: messenger RNA, 1045 nt
Organism: Rana temporaria (common frog)
Lineage: Eukaryota; Metazoa; Chordata; Amphibia; Anura; Ranidae
Product: lysozyme C-1-like
Exons: 4
Coding region: 42-458 (138 amino acids)
Molecular function (GO): lysozyme activity
Source: RefSeq, a predicted model, not a curated record
CAAUAUAUUCCCCGGAAAUCAAAGCUCAAUCAGACCUCAUCAUGGCUCUACAGAAGAUCAUCGUUUUCUCCCUGCUCAUUGGGGCUGUCAGCACUGAGACUUUAGAUCGUUGUACUUUUAUUAAAGAGCUAGAGAAAGUUCCAGGUCUAAUUGGCAGUAAGGACUAUACAGCGGGGGACUAUGUUUGCUUGGCACAUUACAUUAGUGGCUAUGAGACAUCCUUACACAACAGUCCCACGGCAUAUGGCAUACUGCAGAUAAACUCUGAAUGGUGUGAUGAUAGCAGCAAUAAUUGGUGUGGAAUUCAAUGCAAAGCCCUACUGGAUCGUAAUAUCAAUGAUGAUUUAUGGUGCCUUUUGAGAGUUGUGCAGGGUCCUGGAUUGGAGGCUUGGUCUGUUUGGAGAGAAAAAUGCAAAGGGCAGGAUUUAAGUCAAUAUACCGAUGGCUGCAACAGAUAAAAAGGAGUGCCAGACCAAAACAGUUUAAUGAUUCAUAAAAAUGCCAAUGCUUUUUUGGUCUCCUAUGUGAAAUCAAUAAAGUUAAGUAAAAAAAAAAGUGUAACAAAUUAACGGGACACCCAAGCACUUGACCCCCAAGCGGGUACUUGGGUUUGACAGCUAUCCACUCCCAGCUUAGUUUGGACCCCCUCCUUCCUCUGAAGUCCCAGAAGUCCAUGGGACCAUUCACAAGGCGCAGCGCAGAGAAAGGGGUAAACACAAGCACAUAUUACUGAGUCAUGAUAAAGGGGAGGUGUUUUCCCCCAAAACCCACUGGAUAGUUUGUGAAUCAUUAAAGCAGUUUUGGACAUUUUUAUGAAUGUGGACUGGGGCUGCUGUUUCGCUUGGCUAAAGCUCUGAGUGAUGUUCCUGGGUGACCAUUGGAGGACAUUCCUGGUUGCAUGUGAUCCGCCUAACCAGAACAAGCAAGAUUUUCUACUUAUUUUCUUCUUUCUCUUUACUAUUCUGUAUUAAUAAGCAUUAUGCCAGUGCCUCUUGGAUGUAUCCCUUUAAUACCAACAAAUAAAAAAGCAAUGCAAAGUGUUAAA